UAAGAAUCUAGGUCGGUUGGGAGUCUCAGAAGUGAGCGAAUAGCCAAUCUGAUUGGGUGUUGCUGCGAAGGAGAUGAGAGGUUGCUCGUGGCCAAGUUUAUGCCCCAUGAAACUCUCGCUAAGCAUCUUUUUCCCCGGGAUGCUCAACCAAUGAAAUGGCCCAUGAGAUUGAGGGUGGCUUUGCAUCUGACACAAGCUCUAGAGUACUGUAGCAGCAAAGGGCGUGCAUUGUAUCAUGAUCUCAAUGCCUAUAGGGUUUUAUUUGAUCAGGAUGGCAAUCCCAGACUAUCUUGCUUUGUCCUCAUGAAGAAUAGCAGGGACGGCAAGAGUUACGGUACAAACAUAGCAUUCACUCCUUCGGAGUACCUGAGAACUGGUAUUUUUGUUUGCUUGAAUAGAGUGACACCAGAAAGUGUGGUUUACUGCUUUGGAACGUUGUUGCUGGAUCUUCUGAGUGGAAAGCAUAUACCCCCUAGUCAUGCAAUUGAUCUAAUUCGUGGCAAGAAUUUUCUGAUGCUUAUGGAUUCUGCUCUAGAGGGUAAUUUUUCAAAUGAUGAUGGAAUUGAACUUGGGCGUUUAGCUUCCCGCUGUUUGCAGUAUGAAGCACGUGAGAGGCCAAAUGCAAAGUCUCUUGUCACUUCUUUCAUGUCUCUUCAGAAAGAAACAGAGAGUUACUAUAAGCACUUAACAAUUGGUGAUUCCGACAAUGUUUUGGUAAAAGAUGAAACCAGAUUUUGGGAGAUGAAAAGAGUGGAAAUGGAUUAUGCAAACAAUGAUAUUCUCGGCAAAGCAGUUGAGAAGAGUCUUAGCAGCAUUCUAGCAAGCUUGGCUGUUCUUUUUAUUGUUUAG
Molecule: messenger RNA, 849 nt
Organism: Humulus lupulus (European hop)
Lineage: Eukaryota; Viridiplantae; Streptophyta; Magnoliopsida; Rosales; Cannabaceae
Product: serine/threonine-protein kinase BSK5-like
Exons: 9
Coding region: 100-849 (249 amino acids)
Biological process (GO): brassinosteroid mediated signaling pathway; protein phosphorylation
Molecular function (GO): ATP binding; protein kinase activity
Source: RefSeq, a predicted model, not a curated record